AUGGCGGCGUCAGAACUGAUCCAGGACGCCGACGACAUCCGCCCUCAUGUGGAAGCUAACGUGACCACAAUGAACCCCCCCUCGCCACCGCAUCCUCUGAGGGUUGCCAACGGUAACCCGACCCGCCUCACGUCCUCGCCGACGCUCGCCGCCGACGCUCACGACGGCAAAGGCAGCAGCAAACUGAGCAGCCUGCUGAAACAGAACCAGCUGAUCCACUCCCUGAGCAGCGGGCUGCGCAAACACUGCGACUACGUCAAGAUCAGCGUGCCGGAGGAGCCGGCGGACCGCCUCCCCAGGGAGUGGUGGAAGACGGGCGUGGCCUUCCUCUACGCCGUGUUCAACCUCUUCUUCACCACCGUCAUCAUCACCGUCGUCCACGAGAGGGUGCCGGACAAGUCGGUGAGCCCGCCGCUGCCCGACAAGUUCUUCGACUACGUGGACCGAGUGCCGUGGGCGUUCACCGUCACCGAGGUCAACGGGCUGAUCCUGGUCGGACUCUGGCUCGUCCAGUGGCUCUUCCUCAAACACAAAGCUAUAAUUGGUCGUCGCUGUUUCUUCCUGAUCGGGACUCUCUACAUGUAUCGCUGCGUCACCAUGUACAUCACCACGCUGCCGGUGCCGGGGAAACACAUGGUCUGCGCUCCGAAGCUGUACAACGAUUCAACGGGGAAAAUCUGGAGGAUUUUGAGGCUGAUCUCAGGAGGAGGUUUGUCUCUGACCGGCUCUCACCUGAUGUGCGGCGACUUCCUGUACAGCGGCCACACCGUCAUGUUGACGUUGUCUUACCUCUUCAUCAAAGAGUACUCUCCUCGCUGGAUGUGGUGGUAUCACUGGCCCUGCUGGCUGCUCAGCGCCUCGGGAGUCCUCUGCAUCCUGAUCGGUCACGAGCACUACAGCAUCGACGUGGUGAUCGGAUACAUCGCCACCACCAGGACCUUCUGGUGGUACCACACCAUGGCCAACUCACACGCGCUGCGUCAAGCUCCCAACAACUACCUGUCGAGGACGUGGUGGAACCCGGUGUUUAACUUCCUGGAGAGGAACGUUCAGUCGACUGUUCCCAUCGUGUUCUCGUCGCCGGUGCCGCUGCCGUCCUGCUGCAGGCAGCACUACCGGAUGGUGGAGGGCGGCAGGGACGAGUGAGGGCUGCAUCCAUCACCACGCCGGUGACACAGGACGGGGAACUUUAACAUCAGUUUAUUUAUUAGAACCAGCAUUUCCAGCUCUCUCCUGCGUACUGAGGAAGAGGAGACACUGAAGGGAGGAAGAGGAUGUGUUUACAUUAUCACUGGGUAUUAGUUCAUCAGCAGGUUUAAUCACCAGAACAGUAAUAAUGAUUAUCUGCUCUCUGUUAACGGAGCGUAUGUGGAGCCACCAGUGUUUCUGUUCACAUACUUGGCUGUGUUUGACCCUCUAAGCCCCGCCCCCUUUUGGCUCUGUGCUCCAAUCAGGUUUUGUUAAUAUUAGCAAACAUAAGCUCAGCGAAUACAUAUAUAUUUAAAUCACCUCUUAAGUUAGCUAAUGUUAACCAAACACUUGCUAACUAACUAACUAAUCUACAUUAAUCAUUAGCGAGCAAUUUACAUCAGAUAGCUCAUGUUAUCAAUAAGCUAGCUAACAAUUAAGCACAGGUUACAAAAGGGCGGGAAUAAAGAGUUUAUAUCUGCUGGUAAACAACAGAAAAUGUAAAACCAACUUCUAGUUUUUAUAAACUAAACAGUGACGUGAGUCUAGUUUACUGUUUUUUGUGAACUGCUGAAUAAUCUGAAACAUGCUAACUAACAACACCUGGAACAUGCUAACAUAAUGUGUAUGUUUGGAAAGAAAACAGAAGUAAAUUAUCUCAUUGUCUUCUGGUUUUCUGAUGAGGGCUGGUUAUCGCACAGUUUUUUGACACAACUGCCGACAAAAUACGUGAAUACAGCACCAAAAUAAAUCAGACUUUUUCAGUUUUUCUGCUCAGUUUCUGUCGUUGUUGGUAUCCAACAAUUAAUCUAAACCUACAGGUUUGGAUUUAUCAAUAACAAAUAUGUCUUCCAAACUAAGUUAGCGUUGCUGAAGUGCCAAACAACAAACGCUUUUUGUAAGAUUUUGACUUUUCUUAAUCAAAAGGUCGGGUGACUCUAUGUGAUACUAAAAUGAUCUAGCUCAUUAACCUAAACAAUUUAGUGAAGCCAACAAAUACAAAUGUAUUAAUGUACUUCCUUCCAACAAAGACGACGAUGAGACUAAUUAUUUAAACAUUGAGAUUAUUAAUUCUGCCUGUGAUGUCCGUGAACUAGCUUCUAGUAGAUGAACUGCUAGUGACUUGAUGUCCCAAGUGCUCCAGUUGGGUCCUCAUCAGUGUGAGAGUAUUGUUGUAUAUGUCUUGAUAUACUUGAUUAUUGUUGUUUAAGUUAUAUAAGUAUUGAGACACUGAGCUCAUGACGGUUUGUGUUUUUUUUACUGUUUAUUUUAUUCCACCUUUAUUGUUAAAUGAAUGAAACAAUAACUGCCUGUAAACUUUAGAUUUCACCUUAACUUCCUGAAACUGCUGCUGAUUUAAAGUCAGAUUAAUGAAGAUCAUUGUUCAAGUUACUUGAACACUUAAGUGUUACAUUUAGUCAGAGUUCAUAUUUGGUUAAAACUGACGUGAACAAAAUGUCACAAUCAAAUAUUUGCUUUGAUAAUAAAAGAUUUAUUUUCAGUCAAGAGCUGA
Morone saxatilis (striped sea-bass) is the source of this 2701-nucleotide messenger RNA. RefSeq names its product phosphatidylcholine:ceramide cholinephosphotransferase 2-like. The transcript has 6 exons. Gene Ontology annotation, biological process: ceramide biosynthetic process; sphingomyelin biosynthetic process. Gene Ontology annotation, cellular component: Golgi membrane; endoplasmic reticulum membrane. Bases 1 to 1146 code for a protein of 381 amino acids. Lineage: Eukaryota; Metazoa; Chordata; Actinopteri; Moronidae. Gene Ontology annotation, molecular function: ceramide cholinephosphotransferase activity; sphingomyelin synthase activity. The record is from RefSeq and is a predicted model, not a curated record.